Caenorhabditis angaria is the source of this 551-nucleotide messenger RNA. Lineage: Eukaryota; Metazoa; Nematoda; Chromadorea; Rhabditida; Rhabditidae. The record is from the annotation of a GenBank genome assembly.
AUGACGUCUACCGUCCAAUCGGUCCAGACUUUCGGUCGCAAGAAGACUGCUACUGCUGUUGCUCACUGCAAGAAGGGACAAGGACUCAUCAAGGUCAACGGCCGUUCCUUGGAAUUCUUGGAGCCACAAAUCCUCCGCAUCAAGCUCCAAGUAGGUUUUUUUUAGAUGUUAUCUUUUGCAAUAAAAACCAUUCCAUAUUAAAAUUAAAUAUUUUCAGGAGCCACUCCUUCUCGUCGGAAAGGAACGUUUCCAAGAUGUUGACAUCAGAAUCCGUGUCAACGGAGGAGGACAUGUUGCCCAAAUCUACGCUAUCCGACAAGCUCUCGCUAAAGCCUUGGUUAGUUUCCCUCAUGUUCCGGAAAUAUCACAACAGAAUUCUGUUUCAGGUCGCCUACUACCACAAAUUCGUUGACGAGCAAAGCAAGAGAGAAUUGAAGGAAAUCUUCGCCGCAUACGACAAAUCACUCUUGGUUGCUGACCCAAGAAGACGCGAAUCCAAGAAAUUCGGAGGACCAGGAGCCCGCGCUCGUUUCCAAAAGUCUUACCGUUAA